Rana temporaria (common frog) is the source of this 1455-nucleotide messenger RNA. RefSeq names its product zinc finger protein OZF-like. The transcript is spliced from 4 exons. The coding region runs from base 1 to 1404 and encodes 467 amino acids. The record is from RefSeq and is a predicted model, not a curated record. NCBI's taxonomy places the organism in Eukaryota, Metazoa, Chordata, Amphibia, Anura, Ranidae.
AUGGAGAACCGGCCACCUCUCACAUCACCGGAUGGAUCCAGUAAUGGGAACCCACCGGAGAGAUGUCCCCGUCCUCAGGAUUCCCGGGAUUAUACAGAGGAAGAUCUCACCCUCUCUUACCAUGAUCAGGCAGAAGAUGUCAUUUCUUUUAAAGUUGAGGUCAAGGAAGAAGAAGAGGAAGAGGAAGAGAUGUACUUAAUGUACGAUGAACCAUGUAAGGAGGAGGAAACAUUUGUAGAGAUCAGUACAGAUGAAUACAACGUUGUGAAAACCUAUUCAGACGAUGAGCUGGAAGGUGACGAUAUAACAGAAGAAGAAGAAAGCCCCAUUACCCCAAACAUUCCCCCAGGACCAGUUGAUACUUCUGAUUGUGAGGAGCCAUCUCACAGAGGAGAAAUAUUUCCUGGCUCAGAGAUUAAGGGUUCUCUUCCUGAAAACGUCAACAAUAUGUUGAGGAAUGUCACGGGCUCAAAGCCCCUCUCAUGUUCGGAGUGCGGGAAAUGUUUUGCCUAUAACUCGGGUCUCAUCAUACACCAGAGGACUCAUUCAGGGGAAAAGCCGUUUUUGUGCCCCGAGUGCGGGAAGUGUUUUGCUCAGCGUUCCAAUCUGGUAAAGCAUGCAAAGUUUCACCGGCAGGAAAGGCCAUUUUCUUGUUCAGAGUGUGGGAAAUCGUUCACUUUAAGGUCAUCUCUGGUUGAGCACCUACGGAUACACACCGGCGAGCGUCCGUACUCCUGCUCCGAAUGCGGCAAAUGCUUUACACUCAAAUCCAUCCUGGCGGAACACCAAAGAUCUCAUACGGGGGAGAAGCCAUUUUCCUGCCCCGACUGUGGCAAGCGAUUCACUCGCCGGUCCAGUCUUGUUGACCAUCAGGUGGUGCAUGGGGCCGAAAAGCCAUUCUUGUGCCACGAGUGUGGGAAACCGUUCGCCCGCCGCUCCUACCUUGCAGAUCACCAAAGAAUGCACGCCAGCCAGAGCCCCUUCGCCUGCCCAGAGUGCGGGAAGAGCUUCACACGGAUGUCAUUUCUCAUCAAACACCGAAAGGGUCAUACUGGUGAGCGGCCCUUCCCGUGUACCGAGUGUGGCAAAAGCUUCAAGGACAAAAUGACUCUAGUGAAGCACAUCCGGACGCACACCGGGGAGAAGCCCUUUCCAUGCUCGCACUGCGGGAAACGUUUCACCCAGAAGGCCAAUCUGAUGAAGCACGAACGUGUUCACACUGGGGAGAAGCCAUACUGCUGCUCGGACUGUGGGAAAAGCUUCUCGCACAAAUCCAACCUGGACAAACAUCGCCGGAUCCACACCGGAGAGAAACCGUUUCAGUGCACAGAUUGUGGGCGGAGCUUCACACUGAAAUGGACGCUUAUGAAGCAUCAGAAGACUCAUACUAAUCCGCAGGAAUGAAUUCUGAUUCGGGGGGGUCCAAAGGUUCAAUAAACAUUUUUUUAUAUCUGG